Messenger RNA from Coffea arabica (coffee), 715 nucleotides. RefSeq names its product peptide methionine sulfoxide reductase B5. NCBI's taxonomy places the organism in Eukaryota, Viridiplantae, Streptophyta, Magnoliopsida, Gentianales, Rubiaceae. The record is from RefSeq and is a predicted model, not a curated record. Gene Ontology annotation, molecular function: peptide-methionine (R)-S-oxide reductase activity. Gene Ontology annotation, biological process: response to oxidative stress; protein repair.
GUUCACUAUCAGAGCAAGAGAGGCAUCAGAGGUGGGGUCGUAGCCAUGACUGCUGCACCCGGAUCAGUUCAGAAGUCUGAGGAAGAAUGGCGUGCAGUUCUUUCUCCUGAACAGUUCCGCAUUCUCAGACAAAAAGGGACCGAGUAUCCAGGUACAGGGGAAUAUGACAAGUUCUAUGGUGAAGGUGUCUACAACUGUGCAGGAUGUGGAACUCCCCUGUAUAGGUCCACAACUAAAUUUAACUCUGGAUGUGGAUGGCCAGCGUUCUAUGAGGGCAUUCCUGGAGCAAUAAAUCGCACUCCUGACCCAGAUGGAAGGAGGAUAGAAAUUACAUGUGCUGCUUGUGGUGGGCAUCUUGGUCAUGUGUUUAAGGGUGAAGGAUUCCCGACACCAACAGACGAGCGUCAUUGUGUCAAUAGCAUUUCACUCAAGUUCACUCCUGCAAAUUCUGAUGCCAAAAUAUGAACCUUGUUCCUUAUUCUGCGCCCUCCUUCUGCAUCUUCUGUCUUAAACAUAAAAGUAAUUUUGAUCCAUUGAUGGAUAAUGAUGUUGUGCUGUUGAAAUAAAUAUUUCUUGUUACGUUGAGGAUAUACUGGUUAUCGAUGUCAUGUAUGUGCGCAAGUGCAAGGGUGUCCAGAAGUGAACUUGGUUUUGGCAACAGAAAUUAUGGAACUAGUUAUCACUUAUCAAGGGAAAAUGAUCUGUGAUCGUUGAA